This is a messenger RNA of Topomyia yanbarensis, 692 nucleotides long. RefSeq names its product mantle protein-like. The transcript has 2 exons. The record is from RefSeq and is a predicted model, not a curated record. NCBI's taxonomy places the organism in Eukaryota, Metazoa, Arthropoda, Insecta, Diptera, Culicidae. Bases 123 to 656 code for a protein of 177 amino acids.
AUUGAAACAUAUAAAAACCACUGCAACCCGACCGAUGGACAUCAUUCGCUUGAGAUCAUCUCACCGGCCGAGCACAGUCCGAAAAUCACUGGAGCGUAAUUCGUUCAACGGUAGCAUCCAAUAUGAAGGCGUUCGUAGUGUUGUCUAUGGCUUUGGCCAUUGCCUCGUGUGCGGCAGUCGACGAAACAUCCAAGAAGGACAAACGUGGCCUCUGGGAACUGGGAUCGGGACACGAAAGCAUCGACUUUGACAACCAUCACGACCAUCAUGAUCACGGUGAAAUCAAGCACGUAUCCACGACCAUCACUAAGAACGUUCACGUCCCAUACCCGGUGGAGGUAGAGAAGCACGUUCCGUACCCAGUCAAGGUUCCAUACCCAGUCCAUGUCGAGAAGAAGGUUCCCGUGUAUGUGGAAAAGAAAGUGCCAGUCUAUGUCGAGAAAAAGGUUCCCGUUCACGUUGACCGCCCAGUUCCCUAUCCAGUCGAAGUGAAAGUUCCAGUUGUCCACAAGGAAUACGUCGAAGUGCCAAAACCGUACGCAGUUCAUGUUGAGAAGCCCGUUCCGGUGUACGUGAAGAAGCCGGUUUACAUCGAGAAGCACGUUCCAGUGACAGUGCACAUCAAGGAACACAAGAAGCACUGGGGACUGUUCUAAAAGCGUUGAUCACUAUCCUUACAUUAUGAGAAUAAA